CUAUAAACUUAACCCAAAAAUCAAACUAUAGAAGGACAUACCUGUUAUACACAAUACAUAUUUUAUAAAUUUAUGCUCUUUAAUGUGUAGAAGCUGCAAUAUGCCGAACAUCUUGCAAGCAGUAGGCCUAAGCUUAAUACUUAUAGCGCAUUAUGUUCGAUCCGAUGGACCAGUCGUGGAAACAAAACUCGGAACUGUGACUGGAAUUCAAUAUUCAUUCGUAUUCAAUGGAGUUCCCUACAAUGUUUCAAGGUACCUUGGAUUACCUUUUGCCAAACCCCCAGUCGGAAACUUGCGCUUCCAGAAACCAGCACCAUACGGAAACUUUACAAACAACACUUUCCAGGCAAAGAGCUUUGGACAUUCAUGUCUCCAGUACGACCCGAUGGGAACUGAACCCGACCAAAGCGAAGAUUGUUUGUUCCUUAAUGUUUUUGUUCCUGAACAGACCCCUGAUACCUCUUCCAGACAUGCUGUGAUGAUCUUCGUUCAUGGCGGGGGACUUACAACUGGAAGUGCGAAACAAUAUCCGGCGGAUACUCUCGCAUCUGUUGGAAAUGUCAUUGUGGUUACCAUCAAUUACAGACUUUGGUUGUUUGGAUUUCUUGAUAUGGAUACGCCUAGUGCACCGGGAAACAUGGGUCACUGGGAUCAACAUAUGGCCUUUAAAUGGGUCAGCGAUAACAUUCACUCGUUUGGUGGUGACCCGGAAAGGAUCACAAUCUUUGGGCAAUCCGCUGGGUCAACAAGUGUGAUUCUCCAAUCUAUGUAUCCUGAAAAUCAUAUGCUUUUUCGAGGGGUGAUCACUGAAAGUGGAACAAUCUCUUUAUUAGCCCAACUAAUGAGAUCUGAAAAUAUAAACCUGGCAAUGUUAAUGGCAGAAAAAUUGAAAUGCAAUACAACGAGUAUGAAAUCAAAAGAAAACAUACUAAAAUGUUUUCAAGAAACGAGCGCAGAGAAAUUUGUAGAAACACUAGCUAAAACUUUAAUAAACUCUCCAAUGGAAGGACGCGAUUUAUAUUAUUUUUUUACCACAAUUGACGGAGAAUUCCUGAAAAGAAACCCACUGGAACUGAUCAAAGAUACUGAUGGUUUGUCAAAUGAGGUGCAGUUUUUACGGUCAUUAAAUUUGAUAAACGGAUUCAACAGUGACGAAGGGUCUCUUUGGGUAAUGGGUCUUCCGGGUGGAUUUGAAGACACAUUUAACAUUUCGCGUGAAAGUAUGAAUUCUGUUCAUAUUCCAAGUAUGUAUCCAAUAAUUUUCGGGCCGGACACCGAGAUACCGGAUGUUGUAAAGGGUGUUAUCGCUCAAGAAUAUACAGACUGGAGAGCACCGGACGAUCCAGUUUAUUUGUUACAUCAGUUUUCAAAAAUGAACGGUGAUAUUUAUAUAGGAGUUCCUGCCAUAGAGUACUCAAGGCUCCAUGCCAAUAGCACAAAUACCAGCAGCUAUCUUUACUAUUUCGAAGCAGUCCUGAAUGGACAUGCUACUGCGUCGCCACGCUGGGUAGAAUUUUCCGCCCACGGAGACGAGCUUGCUCCGUUGUUUGGCUUCCAGUUUCCAAAGCGUGCUAAGAAUAUGACCGUGAUUCCACCAGAAGGCUGGGAAAAGGAACUGUCUGAGAGAUUGAUAGGUUACUGGACAGCUUUUGCAAAAUAUGGGAACCCAAACGGACAACGUGGGGAAACUUGGCCAACCUACGAUAUCACAGAUCAGAAAUACAUGAAAAUAGAUAGGACUGACAAUGUUGGUAAAUAUCUAUAUGCACGAGAAACAGACUUUUGGCGGGAAUUGAUACCUUCGAUCAUAAGGUCCGCGGUAGAAUGCUCCGAUUCAGGACCUGUCUCGUCAGCAAGUACCCGAACAGUUGAACUGUUAAACAUAAUCUUUGUAUAUGCAUGCGCAUUGAUGGCAGUAUAAACUUUCUCGAAAGGGCCUCAUUCCAAUGUGCUCGGUUGAAAAAAAUAUUUUCAUCAUUUAGACAUAAAUGGAUAUAAAAUACACGAAGUAAUAAAACAGGUUGGGAAAGCCAAGCAGUUUGAAUUUCACAUACGAAUCCUGAAGAGUGUGGACUUUGAUCUUUAUUUCAGACUGUUUACACUUCUUUCACAUUACAUGAUUUUUAUACUUUACAGGGAUACUGCAAUAUCUCUUCGAGUUUAAAGGCUCAUAAUGUUUUUGUUUAAAAUGUGUCAGCCACAUUUUCUCUUAUGAACACAAAAUACAUUAAUUUCUUGUUAAAUCCUAUUUGUUAUAAUUAGUUUCUGUAACAUUUGGCAAAGGUUUGAAUAUUGCUGCAUAUACUAGAAUGUUUUAUUGAAUCUAUUGUUUUUAUUACCUCCCUCUAUGGAUCUAGCUAUAACAGUUUAUGUGCAGUAUUGAAAGUAGUGUUUUUCUAUUAAUGUAAUUUCGCAUAACAUCUUUUUGGAAAGCUGGUUCAUCUGUUUUUAAGAUGAAAAUUUAAAGCAUUAUGAACCUUUAACCAAAUACUACUUACAGAUUUGAAUAAAAUUUUGAAAGGACUUCAUUCCUCAACACACACAAAAAACUUAGAGCGAAUCGUUGUCUGUUUUUGCUUGGUCAUUUUGGGUAUAUAUGUAUAUCUACCCAUUAUCUCGCUAAAAUUGUAUCAUUUUUCGUAGUCCAUAGUUGUUGCUUUAAUUUGUGACAUUACAUAAACUUUUCUUUAAUGUCAGUACAACCUUUCCAGCUGUUGAAGUAGAGGAAUAGCCCUGGUACCCCUAAGUACGGACAUGUAUAUGGGUAUAAUGUCGACCUUCCACGGGCUAACGGCAGAACGCUUCCAUUCUAUAUCUAAAGCGGUGUUUCAAAGAUCGCAAUUAUCUGGUUAAUUAUCGUCACAAAGAUCUGCACAAACUUUGAUGAAAAAUAAGUGUGUGCCUUAUUUAAAAUGAUGAGACAGGGAUAUAAAAGGUUUAAGUUAAAAACAAAUAUAACUAAAACCCUUCGCUGAACCAUCUAUAUCUUAAACUGCAUGGUUACAUGAUGUUGGACUAAAUAAGAUAUCUGAAUUCGAAAAGAAUUGGUUUCAAGUUACCGAAACGAUAGAUGAGUUAUCUAAUAUUAACAGCAGAAUUUAAGAAAAACAUUUAUGGUAAAAUAUUUCCUAACCUGCCAAAAUAUUAUCUUUUAUAAUACUAAAAUACUAAAUAAAGUAAGUACUUGUUAUUUCCGAUGUUAUAUAAUAGAGCUAACCAUAAUUGUCUACUAAAAAUUAUUGAAAUCGAUGUGAUUUUUCAUUA
Molecule: messenger RNA, 3264 nt
Organism: Mercenaria mercenaria
Lineage: Eukaryota; Metazoa; Mollusca; Bivalvia; Venerida; Veneridae
Product: pyrethroid hydrolase Ces2e-like
Exons: 2
Coding region: 83-1921 (612 amino acids)
Biological process (GO): choline metabolic process; acetylcholine catabolic process
Cellular component (GO): plasma membrane
Molecular function (GO): acetylcholinesterase activity
Source: RefSeq, a predicted model, not a curated record